AUGGAGAUCAGCUUGUUGGGGUUUCUGGUUGGGUGUUUCCACCUAGAGCUCCUAGGGGCCGCUGGGAUCUUUCAGUAUCAACGGGCAGCUCCACCCAAGGCCAGGACUCCAAAAACAAAGGAAUGGAUGCCUUCUUCUUCCUCCCCCUCCUCACUUUCACCUUCUUCUUCGGCUUUGACUUUCACUUGGGUGCCUACCCCCAACUUGGAUAAAACAGAUCCUGACGGGUCGGAGGCGGCGGCGGCCUUCCUGUACUCUGGAAAGGCGUUGCACCUCUUGCAAGCCAACUGUACCCGGAGGUUUGAGGUGAGGGAUACAGGGAAGGCCUCUGGCCCUCCCCCAGCUUUGCGUUCCUACUUGCGCGGUGCGACCGAGACCCUGGCCCAUGCCACCAAUUUCCUCAACAUGGUCUUCCAGACCAACGACAUCCGGGAGUCCAGCGUGAAGGAAGACAUUGAGUGGUACCACGCCUUGGUCCGAAGUGUUAUGGAUGGAGACCCCCAAGUUUACAGAGCUGUGUUGACCUUCGAUGCUCACCCGGUGUCUUCCAAGCCCCAGCUGAUGCUCCAGGCCACCAAGGAAAACAAUGAGAUCUUGCUCCAAGACCUCUCGGCCUCUGCAGAAAGCUUGAGGAAUUUGACUUGGGAAAACGAGUGGUACAACUUUUUCCGUUUCCAGAGGGCCCCGUCGCUCUACAAGAGGAUUCUCACCAACGACCUCAAGACCCUCGACACUCCCAAAUGGAGCCAGGGAGAUAGUUACGUGAUGGAUACCAGCCACAUCAAGUGGUCGCCACCUUUCCUGGAAUGUGAAGAUGGGAAAUUCUUGCCCAACUGGAUGGUCACUCUCUCCUCUUCCUUCUAUGGCCUCAAGCCUGAUCUAAAUCCAGAAUUCAAGUGA
Molecule: messenger RNA, 900 nt
Organism: Podarcis lilfordi (Lilford's wall lizard)
Lineage: Eukaryota; Metazoa; Chordata; Lepidosauria; Squamata; Lacertidae
Source: the annotation of a GenBank genome assembly